Messenger RNA from Papaver somniferum (opium poppy), 1383 nucleotides. RefSeq names its product ETHYLENE INSENSITIVE 3-like 5 protein. The transcript has a single exon. NCBI's taxonomy places the organism in Eukaryota, Viridiplantae, Streptophyta, Magnoliopsida, Ranunculales, Papaveraceae. The record is from RefSeq and is a predicted model, not a curated record. Gene Ontology annotation, molecular function: DNA-binding transcription factor activity; DNA binding. Gene Ontology annotation, cellular component: nucleus. The coding region runs from base 25 to 1383 and encodes 452 amino acids.
GAAGAAGAAGAUGGAGAUGAGGAGAUGGGCAUCGAUGAGUUGGAGAACAGAAUUUGGAUGGACAAGUUACUACUUCGAAAACUUAAGCAAAAAGAGAGUAAGAAACUUGGAACAGAUGAGGAUGUCAAGAGUCAAGAACAAUCACGCCGAAAGAAGAUGUCAAGAGCUCAGGAUGCAAUUCUCAAAUACAUGAUAAAGACGAUGGAUGUAUGCAACGCGCAAGGCUUUGUGUAUGGAAUCAUACCCCAGAAAGGGAAACCAGUAACUGGUUCAUCAGAUAAUUUGAGUUCAUGGUGGAAAGAGAAAGUUAAGUUUGAUAAGACUGCUCCAGCAGCCAUUGCCAAACUACUAGCCCCAGUUUCAGCAGAACUAGAUGGUGAAAAUGAGGCAUUGUUAAUUUCUUAUAUGCAUCAUCUUCAUCACUUGCAAGAUACCACUUUGGGUUCUCUUUUAUCAGCUUUGAUGCAACAUUGUGUACCCCCACAAAGGAAAUUUCCACUGGAAAAGGGCAUAUGUCCUCCUUGGUGGCCUACCGGGGAAGAAUCAUGGUGGGGAGUACAAGGAGGCUUGUCUAAAGAAGAAGGUCCACCGCCGUAUAGGAAACCGCAUGAUCUGAAAAAAGCUUGGAAAGUAAGUACCCUAACUGCUGUUAUCAAACAUAUGUCGCCUGAUUUUAAGAAUGUUAGAAGGCUUGUUAACAAAUCUAAGUUUCUCCAAGAUAAGAUGACUGCAAAAGAGACUGAAACUUGGUCCAAUAUUGUGACUCAAGAAGAAGUUCUAUCAAAUCAUUUCAAUACUUCUCUUAAGAUUUCAUGCUCUACAAGUAUGAAAGAAAAGGAAGAGGAAGAUGAGUUCUGCAACAUUCUUGUAACUAUCACUGAUGAAGAGGAGGAAAAGGCUUGUUGUAUGAACAACAGAGAGAAGAGAAAGUCAGAAAUCGAUGAACAACCAGAGGUUGAUCUUAUUUACACUUGCCAGAACAUGGAAUGUCCACAGAAUGAUAUGGAGUUCGGGUUUGCUCACAAGAACACCAGGACUGAUCAUGAAUCUGUCUGCGUUUACCGGGAUUGGAAUAAAUUGAGUACUUUAGCAUUAACAUAUGGUCCUGGAAGUGAUGAAAGGCAUGGAGAUCAGAUGUUGUACAAAACUUGCGCAACACCUACCAGUGAACUUCAGGAAGCACUUGCUGAUAUAGCAGGCAAUAAUGGAAGCCUAGGAGGCCAGCGUGGUAAAGUUGAAGAUCAUCAUGAUAUGGAAGUAGCAUUUGAGCGGCAAAGAGAAGAAAUGACCCCAAAUUAUGGUACAGAUACAGAAGAGCCACCGUCACCGAAACAAGAAGAAACUUCUAUCUGGGAUAUGAAAUUUGUGUGGGAUUUAGAGUAA